This is a messenger RNA of Ctenopharyngodon idella (grass carp), 2575 nucleotides long. RefSeq names its product galactosidase, beta 1 (gene glb1). The transcript is spliced from 16 exons. Gene Ontology annotation, molecular function: beta-galactosidase activity. Gene Ontology annotation, biological process: carbohydrate metabolic process. The coding region runs from base 113 to 2086 and encodes 657 amino acids. Lineage: Eukaryota; Metazoa; Chordata; Actinopteri; Cypriniformes; Xenocyprididae. The record is from RefSeq and is a predicted model, not a curated record. Gene Ontology annotation, cellular component: vacuole.
AAAAAGAUCCGACUCCAGAGAACGAUUCAUUCACGAGUCGGACAUCGCUAGUAGUAACCAAAAUAAAUGGCAUUUGACUUCCGCACCGCUGCUAACUGCUGAUUUAAACACCAUGACGGCGGGUGUCGGACUGAUGUGUGUUCUUUUCCUGGCCCUUCCAUCGGUCACGUAUGCUUCAGCACCCAGUUUCUCUGUGGAUUACAAUCAAAACUGCUUCCUUAAAGAUGGAGAGCCAUUUCGCUACAUCUCGGGCAGCAUCCACUACAGCAGGAUUCCCAGAGUCUAUUGGAAGGACAGGCUACUCAAGAUGUACAUGGCUGGUCUGAACGCCAUCCAGACGUAUGUGCCAUGGAACUUCCAUGAGCCGGUGCCUGGUCAGUACGACUUUACCGGAGAUGGGGAUCUAGAGCACUUCCUGCAGCUGUGCCAAGACAUCGGCCUGCUGGUCAUCAUGAGACCAGGCCCCUACAUCUGUGCAGAGUGGGAUAUGGGGGGUUUGCCUGCCUGGCUGUUGAAGAAGAAAGACAUUGUGCUGCGAUCAUCUGAUCCAGACUACCUUGCAGCAGUGCAUAGGUGGAUGGAUAAGUUGUUGCCCAUCAUAAAACGUUACCUGUACCAGAACGGCGGACCCAUCAUUACUGUGCAAGUAGAGAACGAAUACGGCAGUUACUUUGCCUGUGAUUUUAAUUACAUGCGGAAUCUCAGCCAGCUGUUCCGCUCUCAUCUGGGAGAGGAGGUGGUCCUGUUCACCACUGAUGGAGCAGGCGUGGGUUAUCUCAAGUGUGGAUCCCUCCAGGGCAUCUACGCCACUGUUGACUUCGGCCCAGGUUCAAAUGUUACCGCUGCGUUUAAAGCUCAGAGACAUGCAGAGCCACGUGGGCCUUUGGUGAACUCUGAGUUCUACACAGGCUGGCUGGACCACUGGGGCCAGAAACACUCUGUUGUGAACACAGCGGCUGUGGUCAAGAGCCUCAAUGAAAUCCUGGAAGUGGGAGCCAAUGUCAACUUAUAUAUGUUCAUCGGUGGAACUAACUUUGGUUAUUGGAAUGGCGCCAACUCUCCUUAUGGUCCUCAGCCAACCAGCUACGACUAUGACGCCCCGCUUACAGAAGCUGGAGACCUCACAGAGAAGUAUUACGCCAUAAGAGAAGUCAUCAAAAUGUACAAAGAGAUACCAGAAGGGCUGCUGCCUCCAUCAACACCUAAAUUUGCAUAUGGACAAGUGCAAAUGAAGAAGCUCAAGACCGUGUCGGAGUCUUUGGAUGUAUUAUCUUUCUCUGGCCCUGUAAAAACUCUUUACCCACUAACAUUUACUGAAAUGGAUCAGGCAUUUGGCUUUAUGCUGUAUCAAACGGUGUUACCUGUUAACUGUGUGAAGCCCACCCCGCUGUCAUCCCCUCUUAACGGAGUCCAUGAUCGGGCAUAUAUAUCCAUUGAUGGUGUUUCUGCUGGUAUUUUGGAGCGGAACAAGGCACUGACCAUCAAUAUAACGGGAAAAGCUGGCAGCCGUGUGGACAUCCUGGUGGAGAACAUGGGCAGAAUCAACUACGGCAGAGAAAUUAAUGACUUCAAGGGUCUGGUGUUUAAUCUGACUCUGGGUGCUGAUAUUCUGGGUAACUGGACGGUGUACUCUCUGAGUAUAGAUGAAGCAGUGCGUAAGGGUCUGCUGUCGGCAUCAAGCAGAUCCAUCUCCUCGACCUCCACCGGUUUCACCACCACACCUCCUCCUGCUCUUUCACCUCCAACCUUCUACGCUGGCAGCUUUCUCAUCCCUGACGGCAUUCCUGACCUCCCUCAGGACACAUACAUCCAGUUUCCCAACUGGAGGAAGGGUCAAGUGUGGAUUAACGGUUUUAAUGUGGGCCGGUACUGGCCUUCCCGUGGGCCACAGGUGACCCUCUUUGUCCCAGCCAAUCUCCUCAGCACCUCCGUCCAAAACAACAUAACCGUUCUGGAGCUGGAGGCAGCACCGUGCUCCUCAGGUUCCUGCGUGGUGGAGUUCACUGAUACUCCAGUCAUAAACUCCACAGUCAAGACAACCAGCCAGUAUACGAGACAGCUGUUCAAAAAACAAGACCUCUUAUGAAUCCAUAGAAUAUUUCAUUUGCGUAACACAUUUUACUGAUCUGAAUAUCUGAAAGGAUAUGCCAUGUGUCAGCUCUAUAUGAUCACUGUGAAUGUACAGUACUAUCUUGCCAAUUCUCAGGUGUCAAAUGCAAGAAUGAGCUGUGUGAUCUUAAUUUGAGUGAACCAGAUCCUCUCAAGAUGAUGUAAACAUUAUUUUUUACUGUGGAUACUUACUUUUAUUUUGCACUUUCCAUUGUUUUACAUAAUACUAGAAAUCUUAGUUUUUAUUUGGACUAAUUUGCUACAUUGUGUAGUCAAGCCUUAAUUGCAUAUAAGUGAUUUUAUUUUUGCACCACAUGUUGACUUAUGCUUUGUAAUGUGUCACUAUGAAAUUAUGUUGAAUGGUUUUAUGACUUUUAAUUGAUUAAUUGUUGAAGCCUUACAGAAAUCCAUUGUUGUGUGUAAAUAAAUACAUUUGUAUGUAAAAUAAACUGGACUAUUGUAUUCA